AUGGACAACGCCAAGAGUGAACGCUCGUGUAAACUCUGGGCUCUUGAGUGGCUGAUGAUGACGCCUCAGUGUGGAUUCAUCCACUGUAAGCGAUACACCAGCUUUGCCACGGAUGGUCGGAUGGUCGAUAGGCUUGUGGGGGAGUGGGAAGCUCUCAGGGAGCGGGCCUGUGCCUCUGAGUGUUGGGGGGGCGGAGCAGGGGCCAGUGAGCAGUGA
This is a messenger RNA of Soboliphyme baturini, 216 nucleotides long. NCBI's taxonomy places the organism in Eukaryota, Metazoa, Nematoda, Enoplea, Dioctophymatida, Soboliphymatidae. The record is from the annotation of a GenBank genome assembly.